Molecule: messenger RNA, 1972 nt
Organism: Eublepharis macularius
Lineage: Eukaryota; Metazoa; Chordata; Lepidosauria; Squamata; Eublepharidae
Gene: LRRC75B
Product: leucine rich repeat containing 75B
Exons: 4
Coding region: 80-1111 (343 amino acids)
Source: RefSeq, a predicted model, not a curated record
GCGGCCCCGCGACACCCAGGCCUCCCGGACCGCCGCGUUCCGGCUCCGGAGGCUGAGCCCCAGCAGCGCCGCUGCCGCGAUGGGCUCCAGGCUGAGCAGGCAGAGCAGCCCGGCGGAGGACGGGGCACCUCGCCCCGGGAGGCCGGAGCGGCGCUUCCCACUGGCCUCGCUGCUCCGCGGCACCCCAAAGCUGCCGGGGGCGCUGAGGACCGCCAAGCCGGCGCCGUACGAGAGGCGAGUGGGCUGGGUCCGCGAGAUCCAGGAGAUCCUCCGCGCGCGCCAGCGGGAGCCGGCGCUCCACAUCCUCCGCUUACUCCGGAAGGACCUUGGCCUAGAAGGGACAUUCCUUAGCGAAGUUCUCUAUAAGAAUGCUGCCUUUCUCAACCUCGUGGAUCCCAUCUCCCAUGACCUCCUGAUGAGCCUAGCCAGAGACCUGCAGUGCCCCAAGAAGGAGUAUGAUCCUUGGAAGUCUGCAGAUCGGAUCUGCCGGCAACUUAUUUAUCACUUGACUCCUCAUUCAAAGUGGCACCAGCUCAGCAUGUCCCGGCGGAAGUCACAGGCAAGUCUGAAGAACAGCUUACAGAAGAAGCGGAGCCAAGUCGCUAUGGAUCUGUCAGGAAUCCCUCUUUCCACUCGGGACAUCCAUCGCAUGGCCUGUUACCUACAGAACUAUGGCGAUAACCUCAGCACAGUGGACUUGAGCUUCACUGACUUGACUGAUGACAAGAUGCACCUCCUGCUUCCUUUUCUGUGGUCACUGCCCAAGCUCACCCAUCUCUCCCUCAAUGGGAAUCGCCUCACCAAAGCCACUGUGAAAGAACUGACUGAUGCCAUGAAGGACAUGAACCAGUUCCCUUGCUUGGCAUGGAUUGACCUCGGCAACAACAUAGAUGUGUCUUCGAUGCCACAGCCUCUGCUGGUUGGCUUGCGGAAGCGUCUUAGCCUGCAGACCACCCUGCCCACCAUCUAUGAGUCCCUCGACAGUGAUUCUGAGGUCUCCACCAGCCAGCUAGAAGACAUGGAGGCAGCGGCAGCAUUGCAAGGAGAGGAGGAUCAGUCAAAGGCUGAAGAAGAGUCAUGCAACUUCCCUCAGCGGUCUUGUGAAAGGUGACUGGGCAGCAAGAGCUUCUCUACAAGACCAAUACCGUGGCACACAGUAGCAAUUGACUGUAGAGGCACAAGGCCUCAAAGCCCUUCCAGCCAGUUUCCUUUGGCACUUCUCCUGCUUUUGAUAACUCUGAACAACUUUCCAGCAAGAGGCUGCUGCACUUCACAGCCAGAGUCUUCAUUUCAUAUACUUCAAAACAGGGGAUCAGUCACUUACCCAGAUGACAAGGAACCCAUCAGUAGACAAAACAGUUUGUAGGAACUUGGCAUAACCAUCAGGUAGCACUGGCUGGGAUAAAGUACAAGCUGUUGCCUUCUUCCUUUUCUUCCCCCACAGCUUGUAAGCAUCAGGGGGCUGUGACUUCUACUCACAGUGAGGCUCCUGCAUUUAAAGGCUGAGCUGCUCUUUGGGAAGACCUCAACAAGAUGAGCAAGCACCAACUACUCUGCUGUGACAAGCUCCCUCCACACUGCAGUGCAUUUUCACUCUCCAGACAAAGGGCAGUGGAAUCCCACAUUCAACUCUGUGUGCAGACCAAGAGAACAUGUGACUGGGUUGCAGUGUCAGGAUAUUUCAAGUCCAGGCAUUAGAGAUGGGUGUCUCUACCACAUCUCUUCAGAGCUUAAAAGAAAUGAGUGUUACAAAUGCUACUGUUGUAUGGGAGGGGGAAAGCAGGAAUGCUUGUAUUGCUUGGGUAGCUUGAUACACAGAGAGGUGAACUGUUUAACACACAUCACAGCUCUGCCUUGCUUGCUAGCCCCUGGGGACGGCUUGAUGUCGAAAUGGUGUCAAGGCCAGUGUGGAAAUAGACAGUGCAGUAUUUCCCACAUGUAUUUUUCAGUAUUGCCAGUUUGCUGUAGGUGA